CCGUUCUAUGAGGUCGUUUUAAUCAUGAAUUUGCUAUUUGUAUUAAAUUUAUUAUUCGCCUCUAAUGUUUAUUGUGUACGUAUUAAAUACGAGAGAACUCAUUACUGGAGAUUGUUCGGUUACGACAUAGACGGGGUUAUAUAUACGACUGAUUCCGACUACGAACACAAAAAUGGUUCAAUCUUAUUCCGGGACGAAAUAUUGGAAGAACACGAAAAGUUUCUAAUUCAAAAGAAUUUGGUUCCAAACCACGUCGCCUUCAAUUAUAAUAGUGUAAUAGUAUCUAUUCCGAGGACGAGGCCAGGUAUACCAUUCACAAUCAACAAGAUGAAUACUUACAACUUCCGUAAAAACAAUUACAGUCCAUUACUCAUGCCUUAUCCUACGUCGAAAGAAUCAGAAAACAUUAUAUCGGUCUACAAAACUGUCGAAGACGGCUGUGAAAGGUACUGGUUCGUCGAUACGGGGUUCAUAGAUGUACCUGGCGUCAGAAGACAAGCUGGACCGGCCAGGAUUUAUAUUUAUAAAUAUCGUGGCGAUAGCAUUAUUUUCAUGGCCGACAUUGACCCCAACGUUCUCAAAGACGGAAUAACGGCAGGUCUUAGGUCUCUGACGAUCGACUACAUAUUCCCUUGUAACGAAACCUUCGCGUACAUCAGUGACGAUAACGGUGACGCUGUCAUUGCCUUUUCGUUUGAGGAAAAACGUUUCUGGAGGAUCGAACGUCAAAUCACUGGAAGCGAAGCUUGGACUUUCCCUAUACCGCAAUCCAUUUUACUGUACGCUGAAAACGUUAUAAGAUACAGGAAAAGUCCGAACGAGACAUUUGUACAUUAUUCAGAUAUUUUGAAAAAUACGAAGAUUUCUCAACGUUCCGGCCAAGAUGUGACCGUGGAUCUUAGUGAAAGAAAUACAAAUCCAAGUGGAGUUUUAUACGACAGGAAUUAUGACGGCAACAUUUUAUUUUUCACGGAUGAAUCUCGCACUAAUCUGUACUGUUGGAACAUGGACACGCCGAUGGAUGAAGACAACGUUGAACUGCUCACUGAUAUUUCCAGGGACAACGACUUUUACAUAAGCGCUUUAGAUACAGUAGGGCGAGGAUUUAAUUUCAUGGUUAAUAGAUUUAGAGGCUUAGUUGACAAUAUUUAUGAUGGGAAUGCAAUCAAUUUCGCUGAUUACAGCAUCGACGUAGAUGAAAUGUUGAAUAAUACAAAAUGCAACAAACCAACAAGAUGUUCAAAUUUCAUUGACAAUUGGAGAAAUAAAAUCCAGCGUUCUAUCGGUUCAACGAAAUACAUGGUUAAACAUGUA
Bombyx mori (domestic silkworm) is the source of this 1314-nucleotide messenger RNA. RefSeq names its product major royal jelly protein 1. The record is from RefSeq and is marked validated. Gene Ontology annotation, cellular component: extracellular region. NCBI's taxonomy places the organism in Eukaryota, Metazoa, Arthropoda, Insecta, Lepidoptera, Bombycidae.